GGAGGAGGAGGAGGAGCGGAGGGUGGUGGAGGAGAGCAGAGGAGGCGGGAGCAGCAGCAGCAGGCGGUUGUUGUUGCGACGGGGCCUCCCAUGGCGUCCAUCGUGGAGGAGUCCGAGCGCCUGCUGGCCUGCUGCGACAGCUGGCACUUCGACAUGUGGGCGCUGCAGGAGGCCACCCGCGGGCACGCGCUGUCGGUGCUGGGCUUCCACCUGAUCAGCAGGCAGGGGCUGGCGGCGGCGGCGCGAGUCAAGCCGGUCACACUGGCCAGGCUGCUCCGCCACCUGGAGUCCGGCUACCAGUCCAACCCCUACCACAACGCCACGCACGCAGCGGACGUGCUGCAGCUGCUGCACGUGCUGCUGCAUGCCGCGCAGCUGACCACCCACUACCUGGACCCGCUGGGACUGCUGGCGGCGUACUUUGCAGCGAUCAUCCACGACCUGGGUCACCCCGGUCUCACCGGCGACUUCCUGGCUGCCUCCAGCCACCCGCUGGCGCUGCGCUACAACGACCGCUCCCCCCUGGAGCAACACCACUGUGCAGCCGCAUUCACCCUGCUGCGGAGGGCGCCGGAGCUGGACAUGCUGGCGGGGCUGGGGGGCGGGGAGCGAGCGGCGUUCAGGAAGCUGGUGAUCGACCUGGUGCUCGCCACCGACAUGAAGCAGCACUUCUCGCUGCUCAGCCACUUCAACACCGUGCACCGCCUGGCAGCAUACCAGCAGCAGCAACAGCAACAGCAGCAGCAACAGCAGCAGCAACAGGAAAAGCAGCACCCGCCUCCUCACCCGCACCCGCACCCGCACCAACGCCAACACUCCACACAUGCAAACCCAGCCACGACGGCUGCUGCAGCAGCGGCAGUAGCAACAGCAGCAGCCACAGCAGCCACGGCAGCGGCAGCAACAGCAGCAGCCACAGGCGGCGCGACAGGCGAUGUGGGAGGAGGCGGAGUCGGAGGCGGAGGGCACGAGUUGAGGGAGGUUAUGGUGGAUGUGCUGGCCUCGGGGGCCGCUGCUGCAACCACCACCACAACAGCAGCAACCGCAACCACACCAACCCCAACCCCAACAGCUGCUACAGCUGCUGCUGCUGCUGCAGUAGCAUCACCCGCGGGUGGCGGUGUGGCCGCCGCUCCGAAGCCCCUCGACGAGACGGAGCGGCUGCUGACACUGCAGCUGGCGCUGAAGUGUGCGGAUAUCGGCAAUCUGGGUCGGGAGAGGGAGUGCUACAAGAGGUGGGUCGCGGGCCUGGAGGAGGAGUUCUUCCGGCAGGGCGACCGGGAACGGCAGCUGGGUCUGCCCAUCAGCCCGCUCUCCGACCGCACCAAGCAGGGCGUCAGCAGCAGCCAGCUGGGCUUCUUCGACGUGGUGGCGCUGCCGCUGGUGCAUGCCAUGGCGGCGGCGUUCCCGGGCGCGGCGCCGCUGCAGGCGGGCUUCAGGGACAACUACGAGUACUGGAAGCGGCCGGAGGCGCAGCA
This is a messenger RNA of Astrephomene gubernaculifera, 1478 nucleotides long. NCBI's taxonomy places the organism in Eukaryota, Viridiplantae, Chlorophyta, Chlorophyceae, Chlamydomonadales, Astrephomenaceae. The record is from the annotation of a GenBank genome assembly.